Eleginops maclovinus (Patagonian blennie) is the source of this 5562-nucleotide messenger RNA. It is a transcript of the gene znf687b, whose product is annotated as zinc finger protein 687b. The transcript is spliced from 10 exons. Lineage: Eukaryota; Metazoa; Chordata; Actinopteri; Perciformes; Eleginopidae. The record is from RefSeq and is a predicted model, not a curated record. The coding region runs from base 72 to 4340 and encodes 1422 amino acids.
GAAGCACUGCAUUUUCAGCUGAAAACGAGCUAGGAUAGUCGGGAUUCGCAUAUCCAGGAGGUAAUCCCGGUAUGGGGGACAUGAAGACCCCAGAUUUUGAUGACCUGUUGGCAGCAUUUGACAUUCCUGACAUAGAUGCCAAAGAGGCCAUCCAGUCUGCCCCAGAUGAGGCAGAGGGACCCCAUGGAGCUGCAGGUGCACCUCUUGGAAAGUCAGAUAGCGUGGUGGGCGUUGGGUCAUCCUUGAGACCGCCAAGCCCUGCAGACCCCCAGGCGGACACCUCAAUUGUUAGUGUAAUUGUGAAAAAUAAAGUACGCCUUGAGACUGCAGAUGGAGGAGAGGGAGACACAGACCAGGACCCUAUCGAUGUGAUCGCAGGGGUGGAUGCGGGUCCCAGACUUGGUGCGUGUGCCCCUGGGUUGGGUGAAUCUGAGGCUCUUAACCACAACGGUUUUGGGACGUCUGGUGUUUCCACUCCCCUUCCCCUCAGUCAAACUCAGUCUAACGGAGCGCCCUGGUCAAUGAACACCCCUAAAGUGUCUUCAGAAAUAGCAGGCGCAGGUGCAGGCAAGUCACACAAACAGGGCGGUAACAUUUUCAACAGACUUAAACCGCUUGUGGCACAGGGGUCUGGAGAUCCAGUGGGCCGGGCUCGCAAAAUGCAGCUCCUACAGCAGCAACACCAGCAGCAGCAGGAUACAGGCCAAGAGAGGGCAGACGGUGUCAAAGCAUCAUUACCUUCAUCUUCCUCUCUGUCCGCUGGGUCGUCUCCUCUGGCUGCAGGUGGGGCUGUCGGACUAUCCUCACCUUUCUUUCCCCCCUCCAAGCCUCUGCUUCCCACUCCACCCUCUGCCCUAUCAUCACACCCUUUGCACUCAUCUCAGCCUUUUAACGGAGCACCCAAAGGUGGCCCUGCUGGAUUUCAGCACCAGCAGAUGGAGGAGGAGGAUUCUGACCCUGAUUUGGGGAGUCCACUGGUGAUCCAAGAGAGCCCUGACUCCCCAACUUGCACUCAGCUGAGCCGGCGCUACAAGCCUGACCCUGUCUCAACGCAGCCCACAUCCUCUGCUGCAUCUCAGCCUAAACCUGGAGACACUCCUUCAGGGGCAUCUCUGACAUCAUCAACACCCCAGUCUGGCUCCACAGAGAGUCCUCAGCUGGAGGACAGGCAUCCUGAACACGUCAUAGAAGAGAGAGACUCGCCAGAAAGUCCUGAACCGGAGAUGCCAAAAUCUACUGCUCAAGUCGCAACAAAAAGGUGCUCCAGCCCUGCAUUGGCCUCCACUCCACCUCCUCCUGAACUUCGGGAACCCAAAGAGGAGGAGGAAGAGAUGGAAUUGGGGAAUAAGAUAGAGAAGGCCGCUGAUGGCAAAGGUGACAAGGGAGAAAAUGGAAGAACGAGUGAGGAGAAAAUGGAAGUAGAUGACGGCAAGCCUAAACCUCUGUCCACUGAUGGAGGAGAAGCAGCUGCUGCACCUGUUGCUGCUGCUGGAGCUCCAGCCCGACCCCUCAAAGUCAGAAUAAAAACAAUUAAGACCUCCACAGGUGGAAUCACCCGAACGGUCACAAGGGUAGCAGCUAAAGGUGGUGCUAAAGGUCUGGACCCUAAAACUGGGGAACGUAAGGUGUUGGGAAACAAGGCGCAAAAACUUGAAGCGUCCCAAGGUCACAUGACAACAACUUCCCAGAAAGUAACUGCUCUCAAUGCUCUGCCUGUGUCUACACUCGCAGCCAGCAGCGUCAUGCUAGCGGCUGCCACGAAGGUCCAAAACAAAAUGGCUGCGUCUGACAAGGCCAAGGUUUCUGCCACUGCUGUGAGCAUCACUAAAUCUGCUGCCCUGCCUGCGACCCCCGCUGUGGCCUCCUCUCCCAAGUUCUCAGUGGCUGCAGGUGGGAUCAGUGUACGUACAUCCAGUAAUAAGACAGCUAACGGAGGCAGUGGCACCAUCAUUGGUGGUACCCUCCAGCCCAACAAACCAGCCUCCAUAGUCAACAGCACAGGCGCCGUCAUCUCCCGCAGUCAGUCGAGCCUGGUGGAGGCUUUCAACAAAAUCCUGAACAGCAAGAACCUUUUGCCGAGCUACAAGCCCGACCUCUCAGCACCUCCACCACCUGAGUGGGGUCUCCCGCUCCCAGCCACAGGGUACCGCUGCCUGGAGUGUGGAGACGCUUUCGCCCUGGAGCGCAGCCUGGCUCGACACUAUGACAGGAGAUCUCUCCGCAUUGAGGUGACCUGCAACCAUUGUGCAAAGAGGCUGGCCUUCUUCAACAAGUGCAGCCUGCUGCUGCAUGCCAGGGAGCACAAGGAACGUGGGCUGGUCAUGCAGUGCUCGCACCUCGUGAUGAGGCCAGUCACUGUCGAGCAGAUGAUUGGACAGCAGGACAUAACACCCAUCGGUGUCUCCUCUUCUUCUACCACACCCGCCGCCUCUGCCAACUCCAGCCCACUGAAAGACGCUUCAUCCCCGGCAGCAGCUCAGCCAAGGACGGUCCGCCGCGCACCUCAAGGACCCCAGGCACUGAUGCCUCUGCCUUGCAAGAAGGCAGAAGGGCUGCAGUACAACAGCUUCAAAUGUCCAGAGUGCCAAACACAAUUCUCCGGCAAGGCAGAGCUGGUCACCCACUUCCAGCAGAUCAGAGCGGCUCCCAACUCAACGUGUACGCAGUGUUCACCCCCCAUGAUGCUGCCUAACUCGUGUGCAGUGUCAGCCCACCAGAGGAUCCAUAAACACAGAGCGCCUCAUGUCUGUCCUGAGUGUGGGGGGAUCGCCCGGCAGGCCAGCUUCCAGACUCAUCUGGAGGAGGCCUGUCUGCACUUCGCCAGGCGUAUCGGAUACAGGUGCUCGAGCUGCCAGGUUGUGUUUGGAGGGUUGAACUCCAUCAAGUCCCACAUCCAGACCGCUCACUGCGAGGUCUUUCACAAGUGCCCCAGCUGCCCCAUGGCCUUCAAGUCCGCACCCAGCGCCCAGAGCCACAUCAGCACCCAGCACCCAACGCUCACUGGAGGACAGGCCAAAAUGAUCUACAAGUGUGUGAUGUGUGAUACGGUUUUCACCCAGAAACCCUUGCUGUACAUGCACUUUGACACUCACUUAGCCAAGCAAAAAGUGCACGUGUUCAAGUGCCCUGACUGCACCAAGCUCUACGCCCAGAAAGGAUCCAUGAUGGAGCAUAUUAAGACGGCUCACAGAGGCCCUUCAGCCAAACAGACAGAGUCUCAGUCCGAAGCCUCUAACCCCGCUUCGGCCCCCGCCAACACAUCCGGCUCCUCUGGCCUCAAAUCCAAAUCGGCUGGAAAACCUGACAACUCCGACGGAGAGGACUGGGGUCGGGAUCAGGAGGAGGAAGAAGAGGAGGAAGAUGACGAAGAAGACGAUGCUGACGAUGACUACGAAGCUCCAGGUGGUAAUGCGACCGCCCCGGGGGUUAGCAGUCAACCCCCCGCCCCGACUGAGUGGACCUGCCCUCAGUGUCAGACCACCUUCACUGACAACGACGACUAUCUGAGUCACGUGAAGACGGAGCAUGGCAAGUUCCCUUGUCGUAUUUGUGGAGGCACGUUCAGCACGUCUUCCAGCCUGAGACGCCACGAGCGAGUCAUUCAUGAGGGCAACAAGAGGGUCUUUCAUUGCCAAUAUUGCACAGAAGGCAAACGCACCUUUGGUAGUCGGUUCUUAAUGGAUAAACAUAUCCGGCUCCAUCACAGAUCCACAGACGGACAGGACAGACCCAUGACCAGGAAGCGAGCAGCGACAGGCGGAGAAGGACCCGGCAGCUCCUCGGAGCAGGACGGCGAGGGCGGCCCUCCCGGAGCCCGGGCGGGGGACGAGGAAGAAAACACUGAGGACGGUGAGGAGGUCCCUCCAGGUCCCACCGGUCCUGCAAAGAGAACCCGGCAGUCCAUUGCAUCCACAUCGUUGGCACCCAACGAGCUGGAAGAGGAAGACAACAUUUUCCGCUGCGUUCCUUGCGGUUUCUCCACCGAGGAUGGUGCGGAGUUUCAGCGCCACAUUCCCCAGCACCGGGCCGACACCGCCUCCUUCCAGUGCCUGCAGUGCGGCGUCUGCUUCGCUUCCGCGGGCUCUCUCAGCAGGCACCGCUUCAUCACUCACCGCGUGCGGGACAACCAGGGCGACGCAGACCGUGGCACCCCGCGCACCCACGGCUCCCCCGACGGCUCGCCCGGAGGCUCCCCUCAGGUGCAGGGUGAGGACGGAGACGGGAAUCUGAGCUGCAAGGUGUGCGGCCGGCGUUUCGACAAGGCCUCGGACCUCAACACCCACUUCAGGACCCACGGCAUGGCCUUCCUCACCGCACACAAGACAGACAAGCCCCAGUAGAGGGCGGGGGGGGGGGCUCUGAGACUGACAGAUCAUCUACUACGAGGAGUCCACAGGAUGUAGAAUAUGAAUGUUAAUCCUGAGAAGAAACAGCUGCUUCCCGUGCAGUUCUUUUUUAGCCACCAUGAACAGUUUUACUCUAAUCUACAGCACCUCUUCUGUGCGAUUGUAACUGCAUGUUUGAUCAUGUUACUGAACACACACCUGGGAUAGACUCCUUGGUGGAAAGGCUCUCAAACGGCCCCGAGUAAAGCAUUUAUAUAUCAGCCAUACUGUUUAAUACGUUGUGUCCUUCCAUUUCACUCUGCACUGACUGUAGCCACAUGCCUGUUUUUCCAUGUAACACUAAUAUACCUACGCCUCCCACUGUAUCCGGACAGCUGUAGUGCCGAUAUUUUUGUACCUGACAUUGUUUGUUUAUUCAUACGUUCGUCCAUGUUCAUUUUUAUCCAGCAUGAGAUCAUUUUUAUUGUUUUAAACUGAUCUCAAGACGCAUGAAAAGGGGGAGAAUUUAACACAGAUUUUCAUGUUGCUAUAAUAUUUAUUUAUACGAAACACAUUACUGCUGUUGGUAUUUGUGUAAGUCGAACAUGUUGAGAUUUACCUGCAGCAGAGACAUGACAUCUCUGAAGGAAGUCCUUAGACUAGGUUACUGGAGGUCUGUAACCUGUGUAGUGUGAAUAAUGUGUGUUGUUAAUCGUUAAGCUAGAAGAAGAAGAGAGGUCAGGCUUCCUGCCAGUAGAAUAUGUGUACGUUUAGCCAUGUAAAUACAUAUUACACUAAAAGAAAGCGUUCUGGUUUUAGUAACUUGCUAUGAUAAUGUGAAUACGUAUAGUAUUUGUACUUGUACUGUUCCCUUUCUUUUCAAAAAAGUUUAAAAUAAUUCCCCCUCAGAGGUAGCUAUACGUUGUAUUUACAAAGCGGAGGGAGAGCGCGGGGUUGUGUUGUCUUAAUGUGUAUGAAUACAAAUGGUUAUCUCUUUGAGACAGUUUUUUUAUCGACAGAAUCAGUGCUUGCUGUACUCACAUUUCUUUUAUAUGUUUUUAAAAGCAGCCUUCAUGGUCGUGUGACCGAGGCCUUCUUUUGUUUGUAUCUUUUAUAUGUCAUGAUAUCAUAUUUAUAUAGCUCAAUAGUGGAAGGUCUUAUGUCUUUUUCUUUUCCAUGGUUCUGGUCUGCUUGCCAUACACUUUGUGCUGUUUUGAAAAUAAAUGUGUAAAAGAGA